Messenger RNA from Capsella rubella, 1544 nucleotides. Its product is annotated as ribosomal RNA-processing protein 14. The coding region runs from base 139 to 1257 and encodes 372 amino acids. The record is from RefSeq and is a predicted model, not a curated record. Lineage: Eukaryota; Viridiplantae; Streptophyta; Magnoliopsida; Brassicales; Brassicaceae. Gene Ontology annotation, molecular function: DNA binding; RNA binding. Gene Ontology annotation, biological process: ribosomal small subunit biogenesis; ribosomal large subunit biogenesis. Gene Ontology annotation, cellular component: nucleolus. The transcript has 3 exons.
AACCCUAACCUCUGCUCUUCACCGAACCGUCUUCGUCUCUCUCUCUCAACCUUCUCUCAACGCCGUUGAUUCGCCAUCGUCGCUACUGCUUGUCUUGAGAUUUGCGACUUUUUUGGCUAAUCUCCUCUGUGGAGAGCAAUGACCAAUACUCGUGGGACUGAUAUGGCAAAGAAAAAGGAUAAUCUUGAUUGUGAAUCAGAUUUCAAGACUCAUGAACAUGCUGAAUUUUUCGAUAAGAUAAUAGAGCUCAUCCCUGCAAGAUUCUACGUACCUGAUGAGACAGAAAGGAAAUGGUUUCCAGGUCUUAGCAAGGCUCAAAAAGCUAAAGCGAAGAGAAAAACAAACGAGAACCUAAAGAAGGCGAGGAGAGAUAGGUUGGACCCAGACAAGUCUGCUUUGACGACUCUCGAUCUGCUGAAGCGAAAGAUAGAGGAUGAAAAAAGGAUUUCAUUAAAGCAAAAGCUAAAGAAGGAAAAAGCGGAUUUACGAAGGCAGAGGUAUGAGAUGAAAAAAGCAGGUAUCGAGCUUCCUGAUGAUGACAGUGAGGAGGAAAGAGAUAACAAUGAACAAAAGGAUGAUAAAUCUGUUACGUAUGAGGAGCUGAGGCUACGCCUGCAUCGCAAAAUUGAUGAGCUCAAAGGUGGUCGUGGAGGUUCAGAUAGACCAAGAAGCCAUGAAAAAAGGAAGAAGAUUCUGCCAAAUAAGAGAAAGAGGGACACAGUUUCUGAGGAGAAGACUGUGGAGGAUAAUAAGUCAGCAGAUAAAGGUAAGGGCAAGUUGGAUGUGGAAGAGGCUGCUAAGGACCUUACAUUCGGUUAUGUCAAGAUUGAUGAUGAUGAAGAACACGGAAAAGAGAAAAAGAAACGGAGGCUUUCAAAAGCAAAAGAACUUGAAAGGGCUAUGAAGUUAGAGGCUGCGAAGAAGGAUCCAGAAAAAGGUGAUGUAAUUGCAAAGAAGCACUCUUGGAAGGCAGCUACAAGCAGAGCAGCAGGUAUCAAGGUCCAUGACGACCCGAAGCUAUUGAAGCAAAGCAUCCACAAAGAAAAGAAGAGACACGAGAAGAACGCAGAGAAGUGGAAAGAAAGAGUUGAAGGGCAACAAAAGUUCAAGGUGGAGAAGCAGCAAAAGAGAUCAGGGAAUAUUGCGGAUAGGAUUGAACAGAACAAGAUGCGGAAAAUCGCCAAGAGAGAGAAAAAGCUCCUGCGUCCUGGCUUUGAAGGCCGCAAAGAAGGGUUUAUCAAUGAAGGUGGAAACUAAAAUUCAAAUCUUCCAUACGCCUUUUGUGUUCCAACAGUUAAAAGAUGUGAUCCUCACAAAGGCUGUGAAGAGGGUUUGCACAUCUGAGAUAGAACAACAUCUUUUGUCAUUUUGGGAAUUUUCAUCUAGUCAAGUCCCUAGCAAUAUCUAUUAUCUUUUAGUUCGUUUUGUUUUGCAGUUUGUAGACUUAUCAGAUUUUCCAUUUGCUACUCAAUGUGUUGUUCCUUACAGUAGAUGCUCUUAUCAAGUUUUGAAACUAUCUAAUAGAAUUUGCAGGUUCCAUACAA